Molecule: messenger RNA, 696 nt
Organism: Procambarus clarkii (red swamp crayfish)
Lineage: Eukaryota; Metazoa; Arthropoda; Malacostraca; Decapoda; Cambaridae
Source: RefSeq, a predicted model, not a curated record
AUGAGUCAAACUGGCUUUGAGUGCACUCCAGCUGGCUUUGAGUGCACUCCAGCUGGCUUUGAGUGCACUCAAGCUGGCUUUGAGUGCACUCCAGCUGGCUUUGAGUGCACUCCAGCUGGCUUUGAGUGCACUCCAGCUGGCUUUGAGUGCACUCAAGCUGGCUUUGAGUGCACUCCAGCUGGCUUUGAGUGCACUCCAGCUGGCUUUGAGUGCACUCAAGCUGGCUUUGAGUGCACUCCAGCUGGCUUUGAGUGCACUCCAGCUGGCUUUGAGUGCACUCCAGCUGGCUUUGAGUGCACUCCAGCUGGCUUUGAGUGCACUCCAGCUGGCUUUGAGUGCACUCCAGCUGGCUUUGAGUGCACUCCAGCUGGCUUUGAGUGCACUCCAGCUGGCUUUGAGUGCACUCCAGCUGGCUUUGAGUGCACUCAAGCUGGCUUUGAGUGCACUCCAGCUGGCUUUGAGUGCACUCCAGCUGGCUUUGAGUGCACUCAAGCUGGCUUUGAGUGCACUCCAGCUGGCUUUGAGUGCACUCCAGCUGGCUUUGAGUGCACUCAAGCUGGCUUUGAGUGCACUCCAGCUGGCUUUGAGUGCACUCCAGCUGGCUUUGAGUGCACUCAAGCUGGCUUUGAGUGCACUCCAGCUGGCUUUGAGUGCACUCCAGCUGGCUUUGAGUGCACUCCAGCUGGCUUUGCAUAA